Messenger RNA from Malania oleifera, 4902 nucleotides. Its product is annotated as myosin-2. Gene Ontology annotation, biological process: actin filament organization; vesicle transport along actin filament. Lineage: Eukaryota; Viridiplantae; Streptophyta; Magnoliopsida; Santalales; Ximeniaceae. Bases 663 to 4364 code for a protein of 1233 amino acids. The transcript has 24 exons. The record is from RefSeq and is a predicted model, not a curated record. Gene Ontology annotation, cellular component: cytoplasm; actin cytoskeleton; vesicle. Gene Ontology annotation, molecular function: microfilament motor activity; ATP binding; actin filament binding.
AUUCCAUGGAAGCAAGUUUUUGAAAUUUUUGUUUUUCGAAACACACAAAACAUGAGAGGUUUGGUUUAUAGAAACAUCCGAAGCACUUUUUCUCAAAGCUAUAUCAUACCUUCGUUUUCCCUGUUUUUUCCGUUUCCCCACUAAUUCUCUCUCUCUCUCUCUCUCUAAAAGGUUUGUUUCCUAACAACCUUUACCUUCUUCCUCAUCCCUAACUGCUUCCUCAGUGAGCUUUUUCUGUUUUAGCGAAUGCCGUUUCGGAGUUUGUUUUCCGAAAGCGUGUUCCGGCGACGGUGAUCGUAGCUCGGCAAGUUCUUGUACGUGUUUUGUUUGAGGAAAUUGUUUUGAUACGGCGUUGAAAAGGAGGAAUCGAGCUCCCUUCGGUUGUUUUUUUGUUUUGUUUUUUUGAGGGUUGUUUUCAUGCAACGUUGAAGAAUCCCUAGUCCGGCGCAUACGAAUAUUUGAAAUUUGAGUUUGGAGGGGCGGGGUGGUGAUUUCUGAUCUGAAUUUGGGGUUUUAUGCUGCGCGUUCGGCAAUGUCACCUCUGACAUUGUUCGAAUUUGAAGGAUGAGGCAAUAAAAGGGAGCUAAAAAAUUCAAAAUUUUUGCGGAAGUUCGUGAUUAAUAAAGGUUGAUUCGGUGAUUCGAGUUGAGGGAUUUGGCAUCAUGUUGUCGGCGGUGUCGCCUUCAAGUGUCGUGCGUAGCUCGCUGGAGGAGAUGCUGGACUCACUCCGGCGAAGGGAUGAGACUGAAAAGCCAAAGGAUUUGCCACCGGCAUUGCCGGCUCGCCCUACCUCUAGAGCUCGGUUGCCAUCGGCGAGGAAGUCCUUGCCAAACAACUUCAAGGUUGGUGAUGAUGCUCCUGAGUACUCCCCUUGUGGUUCCUUAGCAAUGGAAGAGGUAAAGAGGAAGGCUGUUUCCUCCAGUAGGGAGCAGAAGGAAUUGGGAUUCAAGUUUGGUAGUUUCGGGAGCAAGAAGUUGAAAGGAGUGCACCCUGGCGAGUCCCCGUAUGUAAUGCCGUCAGAAGACGAAACUUCUGAAAAGAAGAGGUUGUUGGAGGAGACCGAGAGGGUGGACCUCGCCGCUGCAUCUUGCACAUCGUCACCGAAGAUUCGGGAUUCUGAGUGGGAUGACAACAUUGAAUAUUUUUUUAAGAAGAAACUUAGCGUCUGGUGUCAGCUGCCUAGUGGAAAGUGGGAUUUGGGGAAGAUAAAAUCAACAUCUGGUGAGGAAGCCUCUGUAUUGCUCUCAGAUGGAAAUGUUGUCAAAGUGCGUACAGGAGAGCUCUUACCUGCAAACCCUGAUAUCCUUCAGGGUGUGGAUGAUCUUAUACAGCUUAGUUAUUUGAAUGAACCGUCAGUUCUUUACAAUCUUCAGUACAGAUAUUCUCAAGACAUAAUUUAUAGUAAAGCAGGGCCUGUUUUGAUUGCAAUGAAUCCUUUCAAAGGUGUACAAAUUUUUGGAAAGGAUUUUGUUGACGCUUAUAGAUACAAACUCAGGGACGGCCCUCAUGUUUAUGCUGUAGCAGAUACUGCCUAUAAUGAGAUGAUGGAAGAGGAGGUUAAUCAGUCCAUCAUUAUAAGUGGAGAGAGUGGAGCUGGGAAAACUGAGACAGCAAAAAUUGCAAUGCAAUACUUGGCCGCACUUGGUGGUGGUAGUAGCGGGGUAGAGUGUGAAAUCCUUCAGACAAGUUGUAUACUAGAAGCAUUUGGAAAUGCCAAAACAUCCAGGAAUGACAAUUCUAGCAGAUUUGGAAAAUUGAUUGAAAUUCAUUUUAGCAUAGCAGGGAAGAUUUGUGGUGCUACAAUCCAAACAUUUCUUCUAGAAAAGUCAAGGGUAGUUCAGCUGGCAAAUGGGGAACGGUCAUACCAUAUCUUUUAUCAACUUUGUGCUGGUGGACCAUCCUGUCUUAAAGACAAACUGAAUCUUAAAAUGGCAAGUGAGUACAAAUAUCUUAAUCAGAGCAACUGCUUAGCGAUUGAUGAUGUUGAUGAUGCUCAGAAAUUUCAUAAGCUUGUGGAAGCAUUAGAUGAUGUCCAGAUUAGCAAAGAAGAUCAGGAACAUGUGUUUGAAAUGCUUGCUGCAGUGUUAUGGCUGGGAAACAUAUCAUUUCAAGUAAUUGACAGUGAAAAUCAUGUGGAGGUGGUGGCUGAUGAAGCUGUAACCAGUGCUGCUAGGUUGAUGGGUUGUAGUGCCCAGGACCUGAUCUUAACUUUAUCUGCCCGAAAAAUACUAGCUGGAAAGGAUGCUAUUUCCAAAAAGCUUACGUUGUGGCAGGCAAUUGAUGCAAGAGAUGCUUUGGCCAAGUUUAUCUAUGCCAAUGUGUUUGACUGGCUUGUAGAACAGAUCAACAAGUCACUGAAAGUGGGGAAACAGAUAACUGGAAGAUCCAUUAGUGUCCUAGAUAUUUAUGGAUUUGAGUCAUUUCAGAAGAAUAGCUUUGAACAGUUCUGUAUAAACUAUGCAAAUGAAAGGCUGCAACAGCAUUUCAACCGGCAUCUGUUUAAACUUGAGCAGGAGGAAUAUGAGUCAGAUGGGAUUGACUGGACAAAAGUGGAUUUUGAAGAUAACCAAGAGUGUUUAGAUCUUGUUGAGAAGAAACCUUUAGGGCUGCUGUCCUUGUUGGAUGAGGAGUCAAAUUUGCCCAAAGCGACUGAUUUAACCUUUGCAAAUAAGCUGAAGCAGCACUUGAAUGCUAACCCUUGCUUUAGAAGUGAAAGAGGUGGGGCUUUUGGCAUUCGUCAUUAUGCUGGAGAGGUUCUAUAUGAUACGAGUGGCUUCUUGGAAAAGAAUAGAGAUCCAUUGCACCACGAUUCCAUCCAGCUCCUCUCAUCAUGUAGUAGGAAACUACCUCGAUUGUUUGCCUCCAAUGUGCUUAACCAAUUCCAGAAACCUGCAAGCCACUCAAGUCAGUCAGGUGUGUUGGAUUCCCAGAAGCAAAGUGUUGGAACAAAGUUUAAGGGUCAAUUGUUCAAGUUGAUGCAGCAGCUAGAAAGUACCACCCCUCGCUUCAUACGUUGUAUAAAACCUAAUGGUAAGCAGCUUCCAGGUAUGUACGAGAAGGACCUUGUCUUACAGCAGCUCAAGUGUUGUGGAGUUUUGGAGGUUGUGAGGAUCUCAAGGUCUGGGUAUCCUACUCGAAUGACACAUCAAGAGUUUGCAAGAAGGUAUGGAUUUCUAUUUUUGGAGAAUGAUGUAUCUCAGGAUCCAUUGAGUAUGUCAGUUGCCGUUCUAAAGCAAUUUAAUGUCCUCCCUGAUAUGUACCAAGUUGGUUUUACGAAGUUAUAUUUCCGAACUGGGCAGAUUGGUGCAUUGGAGGAUGCAAGAAAACAAGUUGUGCAAGGCAUAGUUGGGGUUCAGAAAUGCCUCCGUGGUCAUCAAGCUAGGAGCCUAUUCUACGAGCUACAGAAUGGAGUAAUUACACUGCAAUCAUUUGUACGUGGAGAAAAUACUAGGAAGGAGUAUGAUGUUUUGGUAAAGAAGUGUAGGGUUGACAUGCUCACAAAGAAGCGUAUGAAAGUGCAGUUUGCUCCAGAAACACUUGAUAAGCAGCAGAGGGCUAUCAUACAGAUACAAUCCAUAAUCCGUGGCUGGCUGGCUAGAAAGCAUUUUGAUGGCAUGCGGAAUGGGAAAUUGUUGAAUUUCAAGAAUGCUAAUUCUGAAAGAAUGCCAUAUAGGAAGAAUUCGGAAAUGAAGGGACGUGUUCAGGCUAUGCCUCCAACUAUGGCAGACCUUCAAAGGCAGGUGCAGAAGGCAGUAGCAGCUCUGGACCAAAAGGAAGAGGAAAAUGCUGUGCUGCAGGAGCAAGUACAACAACUUGAGAGAAGGUGGUUAGAGUAUGAGGCAAAGACAAAGACAAUGGAGGACAUGUGGCAAAAGCAGAUAGCAUCUUUGCAAAUGAGCCUAGCUGCGGCAAAGAAGAGUCUUGCUUCUGACAACAGUGCAGGUCAGCCCGGAAGGCUUGAUUCUUCUCCAUCACCUUAUUAUGAUUCUGAAGAUACGCCAAUGGGUCAAACUCCUGGUGGAAGCACACCCGUUAAAUUUUCUAAUGCUACUGCUGAUAUUGGAGCAGGACACGAGACCAAUGGCAGUGUGAAUCUGGUUGGUCACCUAGCAAAGGAGUUUGACCAGCGGAAACAGAUAUUCGAUGAUGAUGCCAAAUCCCUUGUUGAGUUUAAAUCAGCACGUGGGGCUUGUAAUACAAAUCCUGAUGAUGAACUCCGGAAGCUAAAACAAAGGUUUGAAAGCUGGAAGAAGGAUUACAAGGCUCGGUUGAGGGAGGCAAAGUCAAGGAUUCAUAAGCUUGGGCAUUCAGAAGCGGAAAAAGGUCGCCGUAAAUGGUGGGGGAAGAGAAGCUGGGUGACAUAAUAGUGGUUCGAUGAAACAUCAGAGAUUCAGAUCCAUCUGGGUGGUUUGAUGAAACAUCAGAGAUUCAGAUGUAUCUGGUAGGCACAAAAUGGAGAUGCCUUGAGUAGUUGCUUGGUAAGAGAAUUGCUGUCAGAAGGCUAUCUCAUGCUUUUUUCUGGUGUAAUAUCUUUCAUUGUAUUUAAUGCAUUUAUAUGGGUAUCUGUAGUGUGAGGUUAGUGGAUAGAAGUAGAGGGACUCUGUUUGUAAAUCUGCCAAUUUUUGGGACUUGGUGGAAGGAUGGACGGGCUUGUUCAUAGUCAAAUAGGGGUUCAUUGACAGGUUUGUACUUUGUAGCCCCCCUUUUCACUAAGUAGUCUCCAAUACAUGUGUAUAUACUGUUUUAUUCAUGUAAUGUCAGAGUCGUAGUCUGUGUAAAACCGAGAUUGUGAUAGGGCUCAUAGAAGAAUGUCCCUUGGCACUUUUCUUGUAACUUAAUUACUGCAGUAUAUCGUUUCACCGGAAACAGAUAGAAAUAUGUAGUUUACUUGUUACUAUAGAA